AGCACGCGCAGUUCAACGUCACGUUCAUGUUGCAUUUUUAUGCGAUACACACAAGCUUUUUAUUCACUUCAAUUUUCUGACCUCUUGUCAAUUAUUCUGCAUUGAUCAUUGAGCAGGUGGAUUUUUGUGUGGCAAAUGGAUUUGAUUUGAAUAUUUGAUGGUGAAAUUUUUGUGCAAAGAAUUUUCUCCUAUAAAAAAUAUUUUGUACGUCGGAAGUGAGGCAAGUUUCAAAUAUUGAUUGACUUUUCAUCUAGUUUGAUCAUCAGCAAUUGAAAGCUGAUUGACACAUUCAUCGCUCGACGCUGAAAACGACCAACGAAACACAUACAGUGAAUUAAACGAUGUGACUGGAGAAGUGUAAUCCGUUAGUUUUUUUUCUCAACCCAUUGCAAGCGAAUAAAAUCCUAUUUGUUGCGGCAUAAUUACUGUUCAUCAACCCGAUUUUGCGAAUUAAAUUGCGUGUUAUUGUGUUCAAAUUACAAGAGAAGAAAAAAAGUUUUGAAACAAUAUUAAAAAAAAAAACGCUAGAAGAAAAGAGACUAACCGAGAGAACCGUGGCUAAAAAAGUGGUUGCGGGAAACUGCGGUGUAAAAAAGUGUUGACCCAUAACCGGAGUGAAAUAGGAAACAAAACGAAUAAUUAAUGAAAAAGUAAUUAAGUUGGAGAAGAAGCCUAUAAAUUGCGGAAAAAAAGGUCGGGCCAACGAGAGCAAGAAGAAAAAAGAAUUCAUAUGAACAGUGAAGAGUAAAGAAAAGCAAAUCUACUCGAAUAGUAACCUUUUUCCGCUGGUGCAUCCCGAGUGCAACGAAAAUAGACAAAAAUUCAUAAGUGAUAUUUUUACGAGCAUAUAUUUUGCGUCGAACAAAAAGCUCUUUUCAGCUUUUCAUGUGUGUGUAUGUAGAAAAAAUGGGCAUGCGUUUUACAAUUUGUGUCCGAUGUAUGGCUGCUUAGUGUAUUUCUGUUAAGCUGCUUAAACGAUUACAUUAGUGGAAUAAAAAUAUUCACAAUAUGUUUAUUUUUGUUUUUUAAAUGUUCACAGUACGCGCUCAUAAAAUUUGUGUGUGUGUGUAUAUGAUACAAACAAUUUAGUGAACACUGAAACUGCAUCGGGCUUAAAAUACAUUGAAGUGCUGCACAUAAAUGAAUUAUAAGACUGAAAUUGAAUAGAAAAUGCCGAGCACUAUUGCUGAUUGUGACAAGUGGAAUAUGUUUAAAUGAAAUCAUCCCCGUUACAGCAACUGAACAGAGUGCAUAUUAGAGAGUGAGCGAACGAGCGGGAUGAGACUGAAAACCGAGUGAAGCGAAUCAAUUUUAAAUUGCGAACGAAAAUACAUCCGAGCAUUGGGCAAUUAGCCGUGGAAAACUCUCAUCAUCAUCGUAGUUGAGUGCUCAUUUUGGUGUAUAAUGGUUUUUUUUAUUCUGAAACGGGAAACAUUUGCGUUGGAUUCCUUUGACACCGCGUGUGAAUUGAAAUAUUUGAAACAAAUGUUUCAAUGAAAUAAAAGCGAAUUAUCCCCGAUCUGCAAUUGAAGUGAAUGCGUGUGAGUGAGAGACCAUCAAGUGCUCACAUAAACUGGAUUAACGGAUUUUCAUGUACUCGGUAAAUUUCAUCGCUCGACACACUGUGCUGAACCGUGCAAAAAUAUAAACUCAAUAGAGAGAUAGAGAAAAUCCCGUUACGAAGAAUUUUCCACCCAUAGAAUGAUCGAAUAACAUUCGUUCCUUUUUUUUUCUAUACACCACAUUUUGUGUGCGUGUGUUGUGUGUGUGUUUUUUUUUAAUUCAACAUCAAACUGAAAUUGAUAAACGUGAACUGAUAUACAAUUUAUAUUCAAAUUGGGUUUUGCUUAUUUUCGAUACGAAAAUACAACGAUACAAUAACGAACUGAAUAGAAGGGAAGAAAAAAAAUACCCAGAAAUAUCCACCGAGAAUAUUGAGACUGAUUGGAUUUUCUAUGUUGCAUUUGAAUACAUUUUCCUAGCAAAAUUUCCAUCAAUGAAUUUCUGAAUGUAUUUUAUUAUGGACAGAGAUAGUUGUUGAAUUUAUCGCUUCGAGUAUUAUUAUUGUGUUAUGUGAUUUGUCCGAAAUUUUGGCCAAACAGAACCAAAACUAAACCGCAUUCGAUUCAACUCUUCAUCAAACACCGACACACAUACCCAUACCCAUACAUUAAACAAAGUAAUAAAUUUCGAUACGAACAUAUUGUGUGCAUCAAGUGUUGUUAUUUAUCCAGAAGCAUCCAUUCAGCACCGAUCGGAUUGUACCGCCUGUUGACAGCCAUUCAUCACCAUUUGGAAUACAGCUACUGAACCCAACAACCAUCGAACUACCGAAUUAGUUCUAUACAUUUAAUCACACAUCUCUGGAUAUUCGAAGCUAAAUCUUGAACAAAUCAUACGAUGAUUUAAUGUACCUGAACGAGCCUUAAGAAGAAACGAGAAACAAUAUACAAGUUCACUGCAUUCAAAAUAUGACGGCCGCGUUCUCACUCAAAGAGUUGAUACAUUGAACAAUGCAAUGAAAUCAUAACAACGUGGAAAACGGCAAAGAGUGAGAGACUACAGUGAACAAGACGAACGAUAAAAUUGACCAACAACAACGAGAAAAAAAUUAUUCGAAAUAAUCAAAUAGAGAUAAAUUAUUUUCUGAACGAGAUUAUUUAUUCAUACGAGCGGGAGGAAAAUAUAUAUAUAAUUUCCACAAAAUCGUUACGUGACUGAAUUCGAAAUUCAAACGAGCACGGGAUAACGAUAACGAGCGAGCGAGCGAGCGAGAGAGAGAAACAUUACGAAAGCAAACGAACGACAGAGAACAAAAAUGGAUUUAUUGAAGAUAUUUUUAUUGAUGGCAAUUUUCGUGCAAAAUUGUUGUUGCGAUUCAGCAGAUCAAGCGUUCACAUUGGAACCGGAAGAUCAAUCGGCCGUAAUCGGAUCGAAAGUGUUGCUGCAGUGUCGCGUCGAACAUAAACAGGGCGUUUUGCAGUGGACUAAAGAUGAUUUUGGUCUUGGAACGGAGCGGAAUUUAAGCUUAAGCGGUUUUGAACGUUACACCAUGAUUGGCAGCGAUGAUGAUGGAAAUUAUACGCUGCAAAUCGAUCCGGUCACACUUGAUGAUGACGCUAAAUACCAAUGUCAAGUGAGUCCAGGACCACAAGGGCAGAAAGAACUUAGAUCUGAAUUUGCAACACUGACAGUGCUAGUGCCACCAAAAGCGCCGCGUAUUCUUGUUGGUGAUUCACAGAGCGACUUCAUGUUAACUACCGAAAACACAGAUAUCAAAUUGGUUUGCAUUUCGGAAGAAGGCAAACCGGCAGCAACGUUGACUUGGCUUGAUAGCGAUGGCAACCCAAUUACGGAAGGUGUCGAAAAAACAAAGGAAUUAUUACCAGAUGGUAAGCUAUUUACCGUGAAAUCAACGCUUCGAAUGCCAGCGAAAAGUGAGCAUCACAAUAAAACGUUGACGUGCCGUGCCAGGAGUGCUGCCGAUAAAACGGCGAAAAAAGCUUAUUUCAAAAUUGAGGUUCAGUAUGCGCCCAAAGUGAAGCUUUCUACUUACAGCAAACUGGCUCCCACUAAAACCAAUUUUAAUUCGUCAUCGGCGUCAAAAGUGAAAGAAUCAUCAAUUUUGGAUGGUUCUGAAGUACAUUUCAAGUGCGACACCGAAGCCAAUCCAAGCGAUGUACGAAUAAAAUGGUUCAUAAACGAUACACUCGUUAUUGGCGAUUACACGACCGAAAUGGCAAUUUAUUCGGUGAAUCGAAGUCAUCAUAAUGCGGUGGUCAAGUGUGAGGCAACAAAUGAUAUUGGCACAACCAAAGACGAAACUACUUUAGACGUUCAUUAUCCACCAUCGUUUACCGAAACACCAAAAUCGGUGGAAGCGGCUAAAGGAGAUAAAGUCACCUUGAAAUGCGCGGCUGAUGGGAACCCUCUGGAAAUCGUCUGGAUACAUACCUCAAUCGAUGGGACUCCAAAACUGUUCACAGGAAAGAAGAAUCUUGAACUGACCAUUUCAAGUGAAACAGCCGGUCGUUACGACUGUAAGGCCAGUGUACCUGGUUUCCCUGAAAUCAAAUCGUCCGCCGACGUGUUUUUAAAAGGGCCUCCGAAAAUCACGUCAAGCCGCCAACAAUACGGCGCGGUUGGCGAUACAAUCCAAUUGGAAUGUAUGGCCAUCAGUAUUCCACGCGCUCGGCACAUUUCAUGGAGUUUCCAUGGUCGUGAAAUAAACGGAAGCAGUAACCCAGAAUUUCACAUUUUGGAAGAUCCCACCGACCAAGGCAUCAGUUCGAAGCUCAUCAUUCACAACAGUCAAGCAUGGCAUUUCGACAAAUACAACUGUUCGGUGGUCAAUGAUUACGGCACCGAUGUAUUGCAGGUGGAAUUGUUGCACAGUCAAACGGUUUGGCGUUACGUAACAUCGACGGCAAAUUUGCCCAUUUUCAUCACAAUUGCCAUAAUGACGGUUGUCAUUUUGAUGGUAAUCGUGUGUUUUGUUUUCAUUAAAACAAUGGGUCACAAAGCGCGCCAAGUGAAAAAGUCUGAAAAACAAUUCAUUCCACAUGACAAUUACAUGCUGAACUACUCUGAUGAAAACUCAAGCACGGACAAAUGUUGCAAAGAUAGUGAUCGAUCAUCGCCGAGCAGCGACUACAAAAUCAAACAAGGUUCAUCCGAAUCCAAUUAUUCGCUUCCGUCGACCGUUUCCGACAACACACUGCUACAAAUCAUUACGAACAAUGUGAAUGGAAUCCCCUUCGAAAAACCUGUUGCUUACAGGAAAUCAUUGAACUACAGUGAUGAUGAUGCAUAUUACAAGUCCAAGGACGCUCACAACUCAUACGGAUCAAUUACGGCAAUUAAGAAUCGAAAUUCCUUGGACUACGACGACGAUAGAUAUUACAUAGCCAACAAUUUACGGAACAGUCAUUAUGCAUUGCAUCCGAAUCCGAGCCCAGUGCAGAAUCCAUACGUUCAAAAGCCAAUUGUCGUAUCAAACUUUCCAUCCAAUCGACUCUUGAGCCAAAUGAAACGUUCAUCACCUACCAAUUCACCGACAGAUCCAAAACAAGACGUUGGUCUACCGCGUAGCAGCAUCGUCUAGCUCAAUUCAAUUUAAGAAUCAAAGCACUUAUCAAAGAGCAACAAGUCCAAAAGUCAAAGUCGAAUGCGUUCAAUUUGGAUUUGAGCCGAUUGGUUUACGUGAACACGGAACCAAAUGCUCUCAUCAAUAAAUUUAUGUACUAUUCAUCGAUUGUAUCAUAAAUGAGAAAAAAAAAAAACGAAACGAAAAAAAAAUGUUGCAGCGUCAAUGCGAUAUUUAGAUAGAGAUCUCCCUGAAUCAUUAGACAGAACGAUUGCAUUAAAAGCGAGCUCAAAAUGUCACAUCGCGGUCAGAUUAAAAUGCUAUCGAUGGUAUUAUAAAUUAUUCAUAGUGUCCAGUCGAUUAUAGAAAAUGAAUGGGCACACAGUCGGGCUAUCGCUGCAAUUGAGCUAAUAUAGUAUUAGGCAAAGAACAUUAUGACAUCUUCAUUUGAAAUCAUAUAUUAAUAGCAAUACAAACAGAGAACAAAGGAGAAAACAAAUAGCAGCAACGACAACAAAACACACAGCUAUACAUCUAUUUUAAUCCUUAUUCAUUUUAUAAUAUCCAUUUAGCCUAAGAUUUAUUCGUAUUCGGUCAUAAGGAUUAGGUUUUAAUGCUAUUGUAGUCUUGAAUUUUAUUUUAAAAUGAUUAAGUGCUAAACAAUACAUCGUAAUAUGUUAAAAUUCCAUUCGUUAGCUUAUAAAAGGAAUUAUUUCUCGUUUUAAUACAACAAUAACAACAGCAAAUCGUUUCUAAAGAGCAAAAAAAAAUAAAAUUUGUAUAACCUGUGAUAUAAAUCAUUGAUCCUUGUAAAUAAAUGUUAAUCGAAUUUUUUUCUAUAAACAUUCUUGUCUUCGCUCGUUAUUCCAAUUCGAUUCAAACUUUUUUCUUCACUUUUAUUUUUACUCAUAACGAAAGUAUUUGCAAAACUGUGUAAAUAAUUUUAUGCUUUGCAUCAUUUUAAUCAAUUACUCAUUAUUAUUAUGAUUGACGUCAAUUUUAGAAUCAUCGGUAGCGCUAAUUAGCAUCGAUAGGAAUUUAACUUGUUCAACUAUAAAAUAAUUUACACAAACUAGUAAUGAAUGUAUGCAUCAAAUCAAUACACACAACUUAAGCGAAACAACUUGUACAACAUACACUUUUAAAUAAUAAUAAUAAAAAACAUAUUUCUUCAAAA
This is a messenger RNA of Sitodiplosis mosellana (orange wheat blossom midge), 6263 nucleotides long. Its product is annotated as irregular chiasm C-roughest protein-like. Gene Ontology annotation, biological process: cell-cell adhesion. Gene Ontology annotation, molecular function: cell adhesion molecule binding. The record is from RefSeq and is a predicted model, not a curated record. The coding region runs from base 2819 to 5104 and encodes 761 amino acids. Gene Ontology annotation, cellular component: cell-cell junction. The transcript has 13 exons. NCBI's taxonomy places the organism in Eukaryota, Metazoa, Arthropoda, Insecta, Diptera, Cecidomyiidae.